AUGCGUGCCGUCGCCUUCUGCCUCCUGGCCCUCGUGGUCGCGGCCUCCGCCCGGGAAUUCCCCCUGGCCCAGUACCGCAGCCUGCUCCAGGAGAGGACGGAGCUCAACUGCGAGACCGACUCCAUGGCCACGCUCAACCUGCAGGGCUCCGGAUCCGGCUUCGCCCAGGCCACGGCCUUCUGCCAGGCCCUCGCCGACGCCGAGAAGGUUAUCAAGAGUGUGGUGGAGGACUACAUCGAGGUCUUCGAGGGCGAGAGCUCAAAGGGCCAGUGCACGGAGGCCAAAGCCAGCGAGGCCGUGACGGGCGUCGCCAAGGCCAUCGCCAGCGCCUACACCAGCGUCACCACCAAGGUCGAGAUCACGGGCACGGGCCAGGCCUGCGCCUCCGGCUUCGCGGCCGGCGACUCCCUGGCCGUCUCCCUGGUCAAUGUCUACCUGAGGGUCAGCGUGGAGCUCAUCGAGAAGAAGUACCCCACCAAGAGCUACGGCCAGGACGUCAAGAAGGCCGUCGACGAGAAGGUCGACUCCGCGACCGGCGAGGCCUCCGGCUCCGCCGUUGCCGCCGCGAUCGCCAAGGCCUGGGCCGCUGCCACAGGCGAGGCCUGCACUACCGGCGGCUUCAAGUCGGACUUCCAGGAGGCCUUCGUGAAGUCCACCACCACCGCCGUCGCCGAGCUGUGGGCCACCGUGAUUGUGGAGCUGUGCUCUAACUUUGACGACGCCAAGAAGGACGAGCUGAAGGAGUGGGCUGAGAAGACCUCCAAGUCUUUCUCCGAGAUUGCUGGUGACGUCAGCGUCGAAGGGGUCGUCGAGCAGAGCACCACCGAGGGGGGCGCCGCCUCCGGGGUAGCGGGCGAGAUCCCUGUCUGCGGCGCGACCAGGGGCAUCUGCUGCAGCGCCAACAACAAGGGCCAGGACAACUGCAGCUGCGGACCAGGAUGCUCGAUGAAGAAGGGCAGCGGCGGCCAGGGGACACAGAUUGUGUGGGAGGACGAUAACUCCGGCGAAACCUGCUUCUGUGCUUAG
This is a messenger RNA of Ostreobium quekettii, 1026 nucleotides long. The record is from the annotation of a GenBank genome assembly. NCBI's taxonomy places the organism in Eukaryota, Viridiplantae, Chlorophyta, Ulvophyceae, Bryopsidales, Ostreobiaceae.